AUGCCUUCUGCAACGCAACGCACACCCGACCCCUCCUCCCAAGCGGGCCCCUCCUCGCCGCGCAAGCGCCCUCCACCACCCGACACGUCCGCCUUCACCUACAAUCCGCGCCAGGAUGCAGACGACCGUCGUCGCGUCCGGUCCGACUACCGGGCGCUCAUCGCGCGCGCCGAAGAGUCCAAGCGCGACUCGUCCCUCAAACCGGCGGACCUCGUCGAUCUCAUCUCCCAAGUGGACGAGUUGCACGAACGCGUGGUGGCGCCCAGCGAAAGUGUGCUCGACACCAAGACCUUGACGAGUAUGUCCGAGAUGGGGGCGCGCAUGGCCAAGAAGAUGAAGCUCAACGCGGAUGCGUUUGACACGCACGAGUUUGUUUCGCGCAUCGCGCGGUAUGUGGGGGGUGAAGCGGCGGCGCAGCGUCGCACCGCGCGAGGCGAUAGCGAUGACGAGGACGACGAAGCGGAGGGCAAUGUCAACGAGUGGGAUUGGGCAAAAUUGGGGAGAUUAGCAGCAAGCGUAUCGAGACGGGCGGUGACAAUGGAUUUCCUCCUCGGCCCCCUCGACACCGUCCCAAAGACACGCAAGUCCUUAGGACCGAGACGGGUGGAAGACGCACCGGCGGAAAGACAGGCUCCGCGCGCACUCGGUCAGCAGGAUCUCCAGCAAAGCGCCGGCAGAGAAAGCACCAGCGCCAUCAUCAAAGUGUCUCAACUGCUCAAACAGCAGGGUCCCCAGGGCGUGUGUUUGUUCAGGUUCGCAGUCGACCCGCACAGCUUCGUCAACACCAUCGAGAACUUCUUCCACGUCAGCUUUCUGAUCAAGGAGAACAAGGCGAGCCUCACCACGGAUCGCGAGGGCAAUGCUAUACUGGCAACGGCACAACCCCCUUCCGAGGACGACGAAUCGCAAGCCGACUCGACCACGCGCAGCAAGCAGUUCAUCAUGGAGAUCGACUAUCCGACGUACCUCGAGUCGAUCCAGCUGUACGAUCUUCGGGAGAGCGUGAUUCCGACGCGCCCCAACCGGGUGGACCCCUUGAGUGGGUUGGAGGCGCUUGCCCGGGGCAGCGCGAGUCAGGAGAUUGAUGCUAGCGGGAGCAGCAGCAGCGCUGCGCAGAGGUGA
Messenger RNA from Kalmanozyma brasiliensis GHG001, 1122 nucleotides. RefSeq names its product Non-structural maintenance of chromosome element 4, C-terminal. The record is from RefSeq and is a predicted model, not a curated record. Gene Ontology annotation, biological process: DNA repair. Bases 1 to 1122 code for a protein of 373 amino acids. The transcript has 2 exons. NCBI's taxonomy places the organism in Eukaryota, Fungi, Basidiomycota, Ustilaginomycetes, Ustilaginales. Gene Ontology annotation, cellular component: Smc5-Smc6 complex; nucleus.